Molecule: messenger RNA, 1479 nt
Organism: Caenorhabditis angaria
Lineage: Eukaryota; Metazoa; Nematoda; Chromadorea; Rhabditida; Rhabditidae
Source: the annotation of a GenBank genome assembly
AUGUCAGCCUCGGAUACUAUCAAAAAAUUUAACGCUGUUGCUCAAAAAAAUGAAGAAGUUUUGAAAAAGUUUGUUUUUUUUUAUUUUGUAAUUAAUUAAUUUACACACAUUUUUCUAGAAACCCAUACUCUGAAACUUAUAAAGUUCAAAAAUUUGGAGUAACUGAUUAUGGUCGUCCACCACCUGGAAGUAAAACUGAAGCACGAGGUGUAAAAGCUGGUGUUCAUGUUUGUCGUGAGAUUUUAUUUUUGUGUGAAACUAUCAAUGAAAAUGCAAAAGGAGAAGAACCAAAUAAAUGGAUCAAAUUUGGACCACUUUUUUAUAUUUAUUCAUUUUACUCUGAUAAGGUCAGUUUUUCAUUUUUGAGUUUCUUCUUUAUUAAAUUUCAGCCUAGGUCUUCGCUUUUCCAAGAGAUGGAAAACGAAAAUUUACAGAUUUUCAAGAUUUCUAGAUAUUUUAAGCUUUUUCCUCGUUAAAUUUUACCCCGGAAACAUUAUUUACAGUUUUUUCCCUCAAUAAACUCAACAUUUUCCCCUCAAGCGAAAAUAAGCUCCGCCCACUUUGCAUGCAUUCUAUACAACCACGCACAACCAGCCAGCUGUCUGCAGCACUGAUUAUUUUUAUCAGCGCAUUUUCAAUUUCCUCCAUCGCUUCUUCGGCUUAUUAGCUAAGAUCAAAGUGUAGUAUCUGUUCUUAUCGUAUUAACCUACGGUAUACAUUCGAAUGAAUGUAAUUAAGGUUAUAUGAUUUUUGGAACCUAGGAAAGACUCGGGGCUUGCUCCGACUUUCCAAGGGUCGUCUCAGCGUUGCACUGCUGCUGAGCUCGGCCCAGUCCCCCAAGGGGACAACAAAUACAGAAUUUGAAAAUAUAUUGGGAAAUAUUGCUCAUAUCAAAAAAUCUUAUGAAAGGCAAUCGGUUUUAUUUGAAGUUUCAAAACAUAAGCUCCGCCCCUUUUCUAUCACAAAUGCGUUUAUCAAAAUUUCAUUUCUGGAAAAUUAUUCAUAUAUUUUUACUAGCGUCAGUGAGUAAUGAACACACUUAUUUUCAGCUUGUUGGAAUGCUGAUCCGAGCUCGAAAAUACGGUCUCGUUCAUUUCGAAGGCGAAAUGUUAUAUCAAAGACAAGACGACGAAAAAGUUAUCACAAUGUUGAUGCCAAUGUCAGAAAUUCGUGAAAGUCUCAAAGCAUCGGGGGAUCCAGCAAAUUGUGUUUCAAUCCGUCGAAGUUCGGCUCCAACAUUUGUUCCACCACCAGUUUCAGAACCAGAAAAACCAAAAUUGAAAAAACGAUCAGAUUCGAUUGCAGUCUCAAAACAGUGAGAUUUUUGGGAUUGGGUGAACUUUUGGAAAAAAAAUGAAUUUCAGAAUCUUCGAGGCUCCAAUUCCUCCAAUUCCAGAAGAAACUGAAGCGACAUCGCAAAAGACCAAAAAGCCCUGGACUCCAAAAGACACAUCAAAAGCACCUGUGUUUUGCAUCUAA